This is a messenger RNA of Rasamsonia emersonii CBS 393.64, 1389 nucleotides long. RefSeq lists its product as uncharacterized. Bases 1 to 1389 code for a protein of 462 amino acids. The record is from RefSeq and is a predicted model, not a curated record. Gene Ontology annotation, molecular function: protein binding. Lineage: Eukaryota; Fungi; Ascomycota; Eurotiomycetes; Eurotiales; Trichocomaceae. The transcript is spliced from 5 exons.
AUGGCUCGCCAGAACCACGUCAUAGCCAUCAUCGUCGUCGUCUUGAUCGUCUUCGCGGUCGUGGGAGGAUAUUUCUGGUUCCGAGUUCAGAAACGACUACUACGAGGACGACGUGAUCGCGACUCUUCAUCGAGCUCAGCAUCGAGCUCAAUUGUCGGAGGACCAUCUUCUGCACCGGUUGCACCUCCUGCACCGCCUUACUCCGAACUGCCUCGGCAUGCAGAUGUGGUGCAACCAGUGAGAGUGUACCCAAGCAGGUUUUUAACUUCGACUCUUGCAGUAUAUGCAGAGCUACAUUCUGUAGAACCUGCUUCAUUAUCAGUCCAAGUUCUUGUCUACCUGAUGGAUUCUCAAGCCGUACAAAACCACCUUUCCAUCUCAGCCCAUGACCGCAACAUCAUCACAUGUCUCGAAUUCGACGACGACAAGAUCCUCACUGCGAGCGAAGCCGGGACAAUCCAAGUACACGACAUCAAAUCCGGCACUCUGCGGGCAUCAUUAACAGGACACGAAGGCGGCAUCUGGGGUAUUGGAAUCUACGGCAACACUCUUGUUUCAGGAUCCACGGACAAGACAGUCCGGGUAUGGGAUGUCGCAAGGGCGGAAUGCACGCAUGUCUUCCACGGCCAUUCGUCGACUGUGCGAUGUAUACAGAUUGUUCCACCGUCGCCAGGUAGGGCGAUGCCGGUGAUUGUUUCGGCCUCGCGAGACUCCACUUUGCGCGUCUGGAGACUGCCCCGGCCAGGCGACGAGGAACCAGGUGAUACAGAUUGUCCGUACUUGAUCCAUGUGCUCAGCGGCCACGAAAAAACAGUUCGCGCGAUUGCAGCGCAUGACGAUACGGUCGUCAGCGGGAGCUACGAUUGCACCGUCCGAGUCUGGAGAAUCUCGACCGGAGAGAGUGUACACAAACUGCAAGGCCACACGAAGAACAUUUACAGCGUGGUUCUCGACCACGAGCGAAACCGCUGUAUCAGCGGAUCAAUGGACAACACGAUCAAAGUCUGGUCGCUGGACACGGGGUCGUUGGUCUACAACCUCGAGGGCCAUACCUCGCUUGUCAGUCUCCUGGAUUUACGGGACAACCUCCUCGUGUCAGGAUCUGCAGAUUCCACGUUGAGGAUCUGGAAUCCCGAUACUGGGGAAUGCCUGCAGGUCCUCCGUGGUCAGACGGGAGCGAUUACGUGUUUUCAGCAUGAUGGCCACAAAGUCAUUGCUGGAAGUGGUCGGGAUCUUACGCUGUGGGAUGUGCGCACGGGAGAACGCUUGCGAGACCUCCUCACAGACUUGGACGGGGUAUGGCAGGUGAGGUUCGAUGGUCAAAGAUGUGUUGCAGCAGUAAUGCGUAAUAAGACUGCUUCUAUCCAGGUUUUUGAUUUGUCUGGUUAG